CAAAAAGCACCUAUUUUCCCUAUUUCAUUCAAACCUAAAGUAGCUCAUAAGUAGCUCCUCCCUUAUCUCGUGUACGCUCUGAAGCAGGUCUUCUUUCUUACAUAUACAUUCACACUCUCCAGCUCUCUCCUUUGCAGAAUCCUCCAAGACGCCAACAUUCUUCACGUCAACAAGAAAACCUCCUUCAUCUUCAGAGAUCCGUAACCCAAUAAUCGCUUUCAUUCGCAGAUCUUCAGAACAUCAAUCUCUGUUGACGAUUUUUCAAGUAAAACCCUUCCCAAUCGAUUUCUCCUCUCAAUCUCUCAGCCACAAUGCAGAUCCCUACCUCAUCAAGUGAAGAACGCAAAUUAGAAGUUCGAAAAUUAGAGAUCUCUGACAAGAACAAGGGUUUCAUUGAGCUAUUACAGCAACUAACCAUUUGCGAUUCUGUUUCCGACAAAGACUUCGAAGAUAGGUUUCAGGAAUUGAGCGUCCUUGGAGAUGAUCAUGUUAUUUGUGUCAUUGAGGACGAUCGAUCGGGGAAGAUCAUCGCCACUGGAAGCGUUUUUAUCGAGAAGAAAUUCAUAAGAAAUUGUGGGAAAAUAGGGCACAUUGAAGACGUUGUGGUGGAUUCGAGUGCUCGAGGGAUGCAAUUAGGGAAGAAGAUCGUGGAGUUUCUUACGAAUCAUGCUCGUGCAAUGGGAUGCUAUAAGGUAAUUCUUGAUUGCAAUGUUGAGAAUCGAGGAUUCUACGAGAAAUGCGGGUUCGAACAUAAGUCGAUUCAGAUGGCGAAAUACUUCAGUUGAAGAAGAAGAAGAAGAAGAAGAAGAAGAAGAAGAAGAAGAAGAAGAAGAAGCCAAAAUUUCGAUUGUAAGUGGAUUUUUCUUUGAGAAUUUUCGUACGCAAUUACCUUUCAUGUUUCUCUUUGCUUUGAUGAAUUUCUUCGAACAUAAAUUAUUUGGGUCAUGGUUGGCUCUCAUUUUCACUUUCUUAAAAAAAUGGAUGCAUUUCCAGUAUUCAAUAUUCUGUAGGUUGAAAAUUUUGGUCAA
Messenger RNA from Benincasa hispida (wax gourd), 1028 nucleotides. RefSeq names its product glucose-6-phosphate acetyltransferase 1 (gene GNA1). Lineage: Eukaryota; Viridiplantae; Streptophyta; Magnoliopsida; Cucurbitales; Cucurbitaceae. Gene Ontology annotation, molecular function: glucosamine 6-phosphate N-acetyltransferase activity. The record is from RefSeq and is a predicted model, not a curated record.